AUGCUUGGGGAGCUCCAAUUCUUUGAUGAUAGACGUUCAUUUCAUGAUAGGAGCCAGCCCACAAAAAGGGGAAUUCUGGAACUGGAUACUCAAAAUGCAAUUCUGGCUCAGAAUAAGCUUCUUUCUCAGCAAAUGGAGGAGUUAAAGAAACAGAUGUCCAAACUUCAAGUGGGAUCAUCUUCACGCCCUCAACAGGUUUUCACAACCAAUCAGAAAAAUACUGAAGCUUCUAUCAGAAAUCUGGAAGUGCAAAUAGGGCAGUUGGCUAAGCAAUUGGCAGAGCAGCAAAGCAAUAAUUUUUCAGCCAAGACACAGGUCAAUCCUAAAGAGUAUUGUCAGUCAAUCACAACUAGGAGAGGCAUUGUGAUAGGAAAGGGAAUUGGUGAUAAUUUGAAAGAAAAUAAAGAUGAAGUGGAUGAAGAAAAGAGUGAAGUUGAGUUGAAAAGUGAGAGAGAGGUGGAGAAAGACAAGGAACGACAGUUUGCAAGGUUCCUUGAUAUAAUCAAGAGGUUACAGAUCAACAUACCCUUUGCAGAGGCCUUGGAACAGAUGCCAUCUUAUGCAAGAUUUAUGAAGGAGCUUCUGACAAAGAAGAGAAAAUUGAGUGAAGAUGGAAUAGUGGAAUUAGAGGCAGGUUGCAGUGCUAUAAUUCAGAAAUCACUUCCACAAAAAUCUAGAGACCCAGGGAGUUUCACUUUGCCAAUCACCAUUGGUAAUCUUUCUGUGGGCAAGGCAUUACUGGAUUUAGGGUCUAGUAUCAACCUUAUGCCCUUAUCUAUGUUACAGAGGAUAGGUGAUGUGGAGGUGAAACCUACUAAGAUGACUCUGCAGCUGGCUGACAGAUCUAUAAAGUAUCCUCAUGGUAUUGUUGAAGAUCUCUUGGUUAAGGUUGAUAAAUUUUUCUUUCCAGUUGAUUUUGUUGUCAUGGACAUGGAAGAGGAUUCUGAGGUUCCUCUCAUUUUGGGUCGGCCAUUCAUGAAGACAGCUAAGGUCAUUAUAGAUGUUGAUGAUGGAAAACUCAAGGUCAGGGUGCACGGUGAUGAGAGUAAGGUGAAGUCCUACCACGACAAGAAAAUUGUGCAGAGAAAGUUCCAACCAGGCCAACAAGCAUUAUUGUUAAAUUCCAGGCUGAGAUUAUUCCCUGGAAAGUUCAAGUCCAAAUGGUCAGACCCCUUUGUGAUUAAAUCAGCUAUACCUCCUGGGGCAGUGGAGUUGGAAGAACCAAAUUCUAGAAGAUCUGGGAUGAUGAAUGGUCAGAGAAUUAUGCCACAUCUGGGUGGUGAGGUUGAGAAAAUUACCACUGUCAUUCAUCUGAAUGAUCCAUGA
Messenger RNA from Cajanus cajan (pigeon pea), 1326 nucleotides. NCBI's taxonomy places the organism in Eukaryota, Viridiplantae, Streptophyta, Magnoliopsida, Fabales, Fabaceae. The record is from RefSeq and is a predicted model, not a curated record.